Pomacea canaliculata is the source of this 6568-nucleotide messenger RNA. Its product is annotated as myosin-IIIb-like. The coding region runs from base 985 to 4308 and encodes 1107 amino acids. NCBI's taxonomy places the organism in Eukaryota, Metazoa, Mollusca, Gastropoda, Architaenioglossa, Ampullariidae. Gene Ontology annotation, molecular function: protein binding; ATP binding; cytoskeletal motor activity. Gene Ontology annotation, cellular component: myosin complex. The transcript is spliced from 31 exons. The record is from RefSeq and is a predicted model, not a curated record.
UUUUUCAGCGACCAAUUUCUAUUUUUUCUUUUUUUUUUCAACAUUUAUUUUCCAUUUACACAUUAACACAUUAUACAUGCUUAAACAAUUCAAACCGGUUGCAAUAUUACACACAUAUAUAACACUAUAACAAACAUAUAUGGGGUAAUGCAUGUAUAAACCCAUGUACUUAAGCCACUUCAAUUUAAUAUCUUUAACAUUGGCUGCUUUUCCGGUUCAUUUAUUCAUUGACUGGUACUCCCGCCUUUCUUUCUUUGAUGUGUGUGAAAGUUCUUAUUGUGUGGCCACAUUGCGCAUGUCACAAUUAAGGUUUUGACAAAAGCCAGAAUCUCCCAAAGUCACGUGUAGAAUUAAGUCACACAAAGUGCAGACAUGUGGGGAUAUGUCACAUGCACAGGAACAGCCAGCUAGUCCUUAUUUUUACAGCACCAUCACGAACUUGCACUUGUCACACCCUCGCCGACUCACGCCUAUCCGAUAAACUCCUGUUGUCCGGGAGAACAGAAACGUCAGAGCGUGAAGACAGGUGAGUCAUACCUGUGUGAGUACCUACCUAAGCGGGCUCUCUGUCGAGGGAGCGACAAUAAGACGACGGAAAGCCACAAAACGUGGUCCUCUGCCCAACCUCAAACCAUUUUUAGCUGUCCCAAGGUUAGCGUGCACACCCAUCCCUCCAAUCAUCGCUAUUCACCUUUUUUCUCUCUCUCAAUGAUCUCACACACCACCACUGGGACAACAGUUAUUCUUGGACUGGCCUUUCUGUGUCACAUGUUCUGACUUUAAAACAUAACAGAGUCGCUCGCAGAGAACUGCUCCACUUGUUUACUUUAGCUUCCCACCUACCAUCGUCAGAUCGAAGCAGGCGACAGCGACUGGCCGGCUCUUUCGCUUCCUCCAUUCACAUUCUAACACAGACAGAAUAUAAGGCACAUAUAAGGCUAGUGAACAACAGUUGUUCUGUCUUUUUCGAGGAACUUCGUGGAAAUGAACGGAUCACUGCCAGGUGAGGUGGAGGAUCUGGCCACCCUGGUCAGACUGGACGAACAGAUUCUGCUCGGCGAGAUAAAGGAACGAUAUACAAAGAACAGGAUUUAUACCUACGUUGGAGACAUCCUGAUAGCUGUCAAUCCAUUUAGAGAUCUUGGCGUCUAUGGCAAAGAGGUGAGUGCUCAGUACCGGAUGGCCAAAAGAAGCUCACAGCCUCCCCACAUCUUUGCUGUGGCUGAUGCAGCUUACCAAGCUCUCCUUGGUCUCGGUGGCCGAGCUCCUUCCAACCAGUGCAUCCUCAUCAGUGGCGAGAGUGGCGCGGGCAAGACAGAAAGCACAAAGCUGAUCAUCAAGCAGCUGGUGGAGCUGUGCAGGGGCAACACACAGCUGGAACGUCAGAUUCUGCAGGUGAACCCUCUGUUGGAGGCCUUUGGCAACGCCCAGACAGUCAUGAAUGAUAACUCCAGUCGCUUCGGCAAAUAUAUUCAACUGCGCUUCAGCAACGGACAUCUGGCUGGUGCCAAGAUCUCCGAGUAUCUUCUAGAAAAGUCAAGGGUGGUGCGGCAAGCUAACGGCGAGGAGAAUUUUCAUAUCUUCUCUUACAUCUUCGCGGGAGCUCAACACGUUGAUGAGUUCGCUCUGCGGCAUCCUAGCCAGUACAGGUACAUGUCACAAGGAGCUCCGCAGUUCAGUGACAACCUGUCUGUGCUUCACGAGCGCUAUGAAGACCUCCUGUGUGCCAUGGACAUGGUCGGCUUUACCGAUGAGGAGCAACAGGACAUGUUCACAGUCAUCUCUGGCGUUCUUCACCUUGGCAACAUCACCUUUGGUGUAGAUGAUACGGAUGCUGCUGUUGUGAUUGAUCCUAAUGGCGCAGUGAAAAUAGCAUCGAAACUACUCGGUGUGGACUCAGAAGACGUGACAUCUUGUCUGACGUCCAUCAUCACCGUCACCAAGGGAGAGUACUUGAAACGCAACUACUCCUUAUCACAAGCAGAAGAUGCCAGAGAUGCGAUGGCCAAGGCCGUUUACGGUCGGUUGUUCGGCUGGAUUGUUAACAAAGUUAACCAGCUUCUGGCACCGGAGGCUGAGAUUGACCCUUCCAAGAUGUCAGAGAUUGGUAUCCUCGACAUUUUCGGAUUUGAGAACUUCCAGAAAAACAGUUUUGAGCAAGCUUGCAUCAACCUGGCAAACGAACAGCUACAGUUUUUCUUCAACAAGCACAUUUUCCAACUGGAACAGGAAGAGUACACGAAAGAAGGAAUCGACUGGAAUGAAAUAAAAUUUGUGGACAACAAACCUCUCCUGGAAUUAUUUCUCGUGAAACCUUUAGGGAUACUUGCUCUCUUGGACGAAGAAAGUCUGUUUCCUAAGGGAACGGACCAGUCGUACGUGGACAAGCUGAAUGCAAACUUUGGAAAAAACCCUUACUACGGAAAGUCGCCCCGAAGCAACAAUCCUGUCUUCUCUAUCAGCCACUAUGCUGGCAAGGUGACUUACGACACGUUUCAAUGGCUGGAGAAGAACAGAGACACGCUGCCCGCCGGCAUCACUGAGAGUCUUCAGCUCAGCUCCAACCGUCUGGUCAAGACGGUCUUCAGAGGACAGAUCACGAGGACUGGCAGUCUGGCGCUUCAGGGACGGACGAUCACUGGAAAAACUGUGAAGAGUCGAAGGGCACAGAUCAUCUCGUCUGCUGCUGAUGGAGCGAAGAGAAAAAUUACAGUAGGAGCGCAGUUUAAGACGUCGCUGGGGAUCCUGAUGGAGCGCAUGACGUCAGCAACGCCCAGCUUCGUGCGGUGUUUGAAGCCCAAUCAUCACAAGAGAGCCGGCAGCUUCGACGACCAGUACAUCCUGUCACAGCUGCUGUACACGGGGAUGCUGGAGACUACAAAAAUACGAAGAGAAGGUUUUGCAAUCAGACCGAGCUUUGAAGAGUUUGUAGACAGAUACAAAAUUCUUCUCUGCCAACUGACCCUGAAAGGCAGCAGGGACAACUGCAUGAAGAUAUUGCAGGCGUCACGCAUGAGUGGCUGGCACAUUGGGAAAACAAAAGUCUUUUUGAAAUACUGGCACGUGGAGCGACUGGCUGAACUUCUGGAGAACCUGGGCAAGUCGGCCAUUGUACUGCAGAAAGUCGUUCGUGGCUUCCUGGCCAGACGGCGCUGCGCGCGCAUUGCGGAAGAGGCCAGGAGGCAGAGGCAGCUGCUGGAGGCGCUGAUGAGGGCUGCAGAAGAGGCCAGCCUGGCCAGUGAGAAGCAUUUAGAGACACUGAGGGAACAGCGUGACAACAAGGCCAGAAACACCACCAGCAACACCACUCAUCCAUCAGCGCCAGACUUUCCUCAUGUCAGUCCAGGCUACGCAUCGCCAGGCGACCCAAAACAAAGAAGACAACGACGAGCAUUGGAACACAGAAUACCGACAGCAACAGUCAACAUCAUCGUUUGGUGUUUGUGUUCGUGGUCAUCAUACAGACACAUCUUCGCUCUGUGUGUGGGUUACAUCGCCCUCGAGGGUUCAUCGACAGCCAUUCAGCUUCAUAUAAUUAUUGUUGGUGAAAUCUUUAUCCGCCAGAUGGAGUUCGAUGAUAGCUCGGACCCAGAAGUUAUAGAAGACGACUUCAAGCCGGUUUCAUCCAACCUGAAUAAGUUCGGGAGAGAAGGAACGAAGCACGCGGCUCAAGAGUGGUUCAAAGAGACUCAGACUCACAACGUGUACGACUCGUCUGCGGGGAAAUUCGCAGAGUGGUUCCAUGGAAUCAUUUCUCGAAAGGAAUCAGAGAGGUUGCUGAAAGACAAGAUUAUAGGAUGCUUCCUCAUCAGGGUGAGCGAGAGCCGAUUCGGAUACAGUUUAUCCUUCAAAGACAGAGAUCGAUGCCGCCACUACAUGAUCGAUCAGCUCAAGAACGGGAAGUUCAUCAUCAUCGGCGAGUCUAAGGUCCACAGGACGCUCCCCGACCUCGUGCAGUUCCACAAGAAGGUGAGAAUAUCGAACUGGGAUGGAGUUCUGACUGUGCCAUGUGGCCAGGAGCAAGGCGAGUGUGACUACAUCGACCUGGUCGACGACAACCUCUACUUCGUGCUCGAAGAUGGAAAAGAUGAGGUCCAGAUGCCCAGUCCACAUGCACCACACACUGGCUUAUAUCCUCCAUUACCACCCCGAAUGUACAGCUUGUCACAGGACGUUCACCCGGGGGGAAGGCCGCUGCCUAAGAUUCCAGAAGAAUCUUACAAUAGGUUAAUGAAAACUCAGAAUGAACAACCUCAGCACGACCCGAAGAGUCAGAAAUUUCCCUCCCCACGACCGCGGCGAAAAUGAAGCUAGUGAACCCGCAUCAUUGGGAGACCUGUGGAGGAUGUCCUCGAUCAUCGAACCUGUACCUCCUUCAUAUGAUUAUUCCAAGAAUUUUUUGACAGUGAAGAGUAAAGCAUCCCUGAUAUCUGCACAAAGACAAUGAAUCUUUGUCAACAAAAAGAACAUUCCAAACAGUAUUUGAUGUGCCAUCAGGGUUUUAUGAAUCAUGGGUGUUGUGAAUUAGUGCGACUGUUGCAUCCCCUGAGUGCCUUCUUCGGCCAUGUUGCUUUUCCUCACGCUCAUUGUUGGACGAGUGAGUGAAUGAGUGAGGGAGAGCAAGACUAAUAACUGACAUUACAAGCUAGAGAGUUAGAGGCCGAGGUGUGUUCAGCUACUUCGAAAACAAAACCGCAAAGUUAGUGAUAUUAAUAGUUAUGACAUAAUAGUUAAACAUAAAUACUGCUGUUUUUAUUUACAGAUAUCUACGACUUUGUGUUUAAAACGAGAGGGUAAGUCGAACAACUGUUUUUUUCCCUUUUGUCAUAGAGGUGACUUGUCUGAUUAUCGAUGUCAGGGAGAUAACUCUUGUACGGGGGAAAACGGAUCUGGAGAUUGAAUGAUCUCCCCUUAAGUAAUAGGUGAAGUAGUUUACUUAUUGAACUUUGCUCCCCACUGUGAGAGGAUGCUGUGUACGCUUGAGUACAAGGUGUCUCCAGACUAAAAGCACUGUGGAUGUACAUACAUAGGAGAGAUUUAUACAUCUUUACUUGACAGAGAGAUCAAUCAACUGCAUUUUUUAAAAUUCAUGACCAUUCUAUUCUCUUUAAAGCACGCCAUAAUCUUGCUUGUAUUCACUUUGUGUUCAGAGACUGAUUAUGUGAUUUGUUUAUUGAAAGGUCUUUUUUUUUCCCGAGACGCUUGCUGGUGACCUCAUAUUUAGAGAAUUGUGUUCAGUUUAAACAUAGAUCAUAAGGACUUACUGUGUAUAACCUCUGGGUUCACUUUGUUCAAUGAUAAUUUAGCGCGUUGUGAUCGAGUUUUUAGCGAGAUGUUUCUUCCGGAGAAACUUCCGAUGUUAUGAGUUUGUGUGUACUUACAUACUCUUUCAGUAUUGUUUGGUUAGCUGAUAAUAUACAGAUCACCAUGUCAAGCAAUCAUUGGUACUUCCUUCCUUAAAUGCAUGGUGCCCUUUGAGUACGAACGUUAAUAUAGAUAGGUGAUCUGUAAACUCAUUAAAAUUAGACAGGAUGAGACUAGUAUUUUGUUUCUCUGUGACUUUGAUAACAAUCCUUUACUAAGAUUUGGAUUGGCUUAAGUUCAAAACCACCACCAUAAAGGAAAAACAAACAAACAAACAAACCCAGGGUAACGAAAAUUAGAAAUGUAUUCACGGUUGUAAUGUUUUCUUGGCGAUUACUGUGUAAUUUUAGACAAUUCCUCCACUAAGGUCAUACACUGUGAUAUUUUUCUUGCAAGCAUAUCGUUCAUAAUCCAUAAUCAAAGGCCUUAUGGUCAAUUUCCAUUGUUUUAACAAUUGCUGACUGUAUUCGGAGGCAAGAUAUGGCCGCGUGUAAACCAGGAAAGCGGUAAAUGUCAUGCGGACAGUUGUGCUUGAGACAGGUGUCAAGGUUGUAAGGGACGCAACAACAGCAACAGUUUUAAGAUUAGAAGAGUUAUACUUCCUGAACUAGAAACUGAAAGUGUGUAGCGCUUUGGGGUUGUGUUGGUACUGAAGUUCACACUGCGGAUAAAUUCAUCAGAGCAGCUGUCUAUCGGCAAAAGUACUUUCUUGAACUGAAGGGUCAGUGACCUUUAGCGCAGUGACAUCUGCUCCACCAACACUUGCUUGUCGUCUCCAGAAAAACAAAACUACUGCCACUUUUUUCUUCCGUCGAGCCACAGGAUACUUCAAACCGUCGUUACAUGAGUCAUCAAAGACAAUUAGGAUUGAUUAAAGGUGAUGGUGAACCAUGAGAAUGAUUUAUUAAUUGCAGCAGACCGCCUGGCUGAAGCGCCUGACCGAAGCAGCUGUAACCGUUUCUUUUUUAAAAAAAAUAUAUUGUCUUUCAUGUCCAUGACUGCGCACUCCAUGGUUUAGAAUACUGUGUAACCAUAGCUGGCAUACGAGUGGAGAUAGAUUACAGGUGUGUGUGUGUGUGUGAAAAUGAGAGAGAGAAAGAGAAUUUUAAAAAAAUAUAUCUUUUGUAUGUUUAUUAAUAUGCAAUUUACAAAAUGUUUUGUAAUAAUUUAUGUUGCGCACAUCCAUUAAAUCUCAGCACAACGA